Mugil cephalus (flathead mullet) is the source of this 1026-nucleotide messenger RNA. It is a transcript of the gene psma3, whose product is annotated as proteasome 20S subunit alpha 3. NCBI's taxonomy places the organism in Eukaryota, Metazoa, Chordata, Actinopteri, Mugiliformes, Mugilidae. The record is from RefSeq and is a predicted model, not a curated record. Gene Ontology annotation, cellular component: synapse; nucleus; proteasome core complex. Bases 96 to 863 code for a protein of 255 amino acids. The transcript is spliced from 11 exons. Gene Ontology annotation, biological process: ubiquitin-dependent protein catabolic process.
UUAUUGUGAAGGUUCACAUGGGAAGCAGGAAGUGAAGAACAGGAAGCGGGGAGUUGAGUUCAGAGCGAUUCACUGGACUCUCUUAGUCUGUUAAAAUGAGCUCCAUUGGGACCGGGUAUGACCUGUCGGCCUCCACCUUCUCUCCAGAUGGCCGAGUGUUUCAGGUGGAAUACGCCAUGAAGGCCGUAGAAAACAGCAGCACGGCCAUCGGUAUCCGCUGUAAGGACGGUGUUGUGUUCGGGGUGGAGAAGCUGGUUCUGUCCAAACUGUACGAAGAGGGCUCCAACAAACGCAUCUUCAACAUCGACAGACACGUCGGCAUGGCGGUCGCCGGCCUGUUGGCUGAUGCUCGAUCACUCGCUGAAGUCGCCAGAGAAGAAGCCUCCAACUUCAGAUCAAACUAUGGACACGACAUCCCCCUGAAGCACCUGUCGGACAGAGUGGCCAUGUACGUCCACGCCUACACACUGUACAGCGCCGUGAGGCCGUUUGGCUGCAGUUUUAUCCUGGGCUCCCACGACAAAGACGACGGGCCUCAGCUCUACAUGGUCGACCCGUCCGGCAUCUCAUACGGUUACUGGGGCUGUGCCAUCGGAAAAGCAAAACAGGCAGCCAAGACGGAGAUCGAGAAACUGCAGAUGAAAGACAUGACGUGCAGAGAGCUGGUUAAAGAAGUCGCCAAAAUAAUCUACAUCGUUCACGACGAGGUGAAGGACAAAGCGUUUGAGUUGGAGCUCAGCUGGGUCGGAGAAGUAACAAACGGACGACACGAGUUAGUACCCAAAGACGUCCGAGAGGAAGCGGAAAAAUACGCCAAGGAUUCUCUGGAAGAGGAGGACGACUCAGACGAAGACAACAUGUAAACUUUGCCCCAUCCAUCGACUCCACUUCUGCUGACAGCGCUCACACACAUUGUUUUUUUUAUAGUUCAUAAACGUUCAUGUCGGUUGUUUUUCUUUUUGGUUGGAUGAAUUUCAGCUUUGGAAAUUAAAAAGAAAAAAACAACAAAAAACAAAGAAAAUUUUA